AUCAAAUAAGAUCACACAUGACUAUAUUUAGGCUUACACAUUGAAAGAAUUUGAUGAGUCAAAGUGCUUAGAUGAACAGCUUUAAAAGUCAAAAGUGGACAAAGACAGUUGGAUGGAGGUAGUAUAUGUGAUCAAUGGCAAUGCAGGCAACAAGGGACUAUGCGGGAAGCCUGUAAAUUCCGAUUGCGCCAUCCAAAGCCCUCCUCCUCCUCCUCUGAAAUCGCCGCCGCCGCCGGGAAUCAUUGGAGAUGUCGAGUCGUCGAUAUUAUCCGCUAUAACAGGAAUUCUAAUGCUCACAGCAAUAUGCCUCUUAGCCGUAGCCCUAAUCAUCGCACUAUACCUAAUUUGCCGCGGCGACAGGGGCCGAUACCACUAUCGCCUACACAGAGGAGGAGGAUCCUUCGAUCCAUUAUAUUCCCCCAACAACAACCCCACCGCGUCGCCGUCGCCGGACAGGGCCAGCACUCCGAGCAGCAGCGCCGGAGCAGGGGCGUCUCCGUCGGUGGGAAGGCUGGCGUUUGUGAGGGCGGACAGGACACAAUUCAGCCUGCAGGACUUGCUGAGGGCGUCGGCGGAGGUGCUAGGCGCCGGAAACCUAGGUUCGUCGUACAAGGCGGUGUUGAUGGGCGGAGAGGCGGUGGUGGUGAAGAGAUUCAAGCACAUGAACCAAGUCGGGAGGGAAGAGUUCCAGGAGCACAUGCGGCGUCUCGCCGGGCUUCAGCACCCCAAUUUGCUCCCUCUUGUUGCCUAUUACUACAGGAAAGAAGAGAAAUUGCUGAUUUCUGAUUUUGUCCCCAAUGCUAACUUAGCAACUCAUCUUUAUGGUAAAGAUUCGAGUCUUGAUUGGUCAUCGAGAUUAAAGAUCAUCAAAGGUGUGGCAAAGGGAAUGCUCUAUCUCCAUAAGGAGCUAACGAGCCUAGUACUCCCACACGGCCACCUCAAGCCAUCCAACAUCCUCCUCGACCACUCAUUCAACCCCAUAUUAAUGGACUACGCCAUGGUCCCAAUACUCAACCCCGGCGAGGCACGAAACCUUCUCGCCGCCUACAAAUCACCGGUGUGCACCGCCAACCUCGGCCACCCCACCAGAAAAACGGACGUUUGGACUCUCGGGAUUCUCAUUUUGGAGACAUUGACGGGCACAUCUCCCGAUUCCCACUUGCAAACUUGGAUCAAUUCAAUAUCCAAAGCGGCUGCAGAGGGAAACGAUGAGAGCCAUUGGGAAAUAGUGUUUGAUGCGAAGAUCCAAGGAAACUUAAGGGAGAGUGGAGGACAAAUGCGAGAGCUUUUGAAGAUUGGAGUUGUUUGUUGCCGAGAAGAUCUGGAUUACAGAUGGGAUUUGAAUGAGGCCGUUGAAAGAAUUCAGAAUUUGAAGGAGAUGGACAAUAUGUAAAAGUUGCAUUAUGGGUUAUAUAUCGAUCAUUAUUGUCACCCUUUGUCGUUCCAAAUAUGAUAUUAAUAUGUAUUACAGACAAGCACACAUAACAAUUAUUUAUAAAAUGUUGUUUGUAAAACAUUAAUAUCAUAUUUGAUGAAACUAUAACAUUUCGAUCUCAUGUAUGUAUACACAUAUUUUAUGACUCCUUACUAACUCUCAACAUGAUGUAUGCAUGCAUUGUUGUAUGAUAUGCUUAUGAAGCCUCAAAACUUAAUUAGUUAGGAUUUUCCUUAAUUUCUUUAUUUUGAGAUUAUUUUUUAACAUCUUUUUUAUUAAAGAUGUUUCUUUUUACCCCAAGGUUUUGUUUGUAUGCCUAAUGAAUACACAGAACAAUU
Molecule: messenger RNA, 1773 nt
Organism: Cuscuta campestris
Lineage: Eukaryota; Viridiplantae; Streptophyta; Magnoliopsida; Solanales; Convolvulaceae
Source: the annotation of a GenBank genome assembly